Gryllus bimaculatus (two-spotted cricket) is the source of this 1095-nucleotide messenger RNA. The record is from the annotation of a GenBank genome assembly. NCBI's taxonomy places the organism in Eukaryota, Metazoa, Arthropoda, Insecta, Orthoptera, Gryllidae.
AUGUGCGCCACCUGGAGCAACCCCGUCGGCUACGGCGGCGAUGUUCCUGACCCUGCCAACAAGUACUACCCGGCUGUGUCCUACUCCUCCGAGAACUUCCACUCCACGUGCUCCGUCAACAACUACAACGAUGCUAACAAUGUGCGCAACUGUGAACUCAGCGGCCUGCACGAUCUUGACCAAUCCCAGAGCUACGUGCGUGGAAAGAUCGUCGACUACCUGAACACUUUGGUUAGCCAUGGCGUUGCUGGUUUCCGUGUUGAUGCCGCCAAGCACAUGUGGCCUGCUGAUCUUGAAGCCAUCUACGCCGCCGUCAAUGACCUGAGCACUGAUUUCUUCCCCAGCGGCACCAGGCCUUUCUUCUACCAGGAGGUCAUCGACCAGACUGGCACUGAGGCUGUGAAGAGCUCCGAGUACACUGGCUUCGGUGUGGUGACGGAGUUCAAGUACGGGUCCAUGCUGAGCAACGCUUUCAAAGGCAACAACCCCAUCCACUGGCUGGUGAACUGGGGAACUGCGUGGGGUCUUCUGGACAGCGACAGCGCUCUGGCUUUCAUUGACAACCACGACAACCAACGCGGCUCUGGCGCUACUACUUCACUAACAAUGAUGCCGGCCCUCCUGCUGACGGCAGCGGCAAACAUCCUCGAUGUCACCAUCAACAGCGACAACACUUGCGGCAACGGUUGGGUGUGCGAGCACCGCUGGAGGCAAACUCUUACAGCAUGGUUGCUUCAAGAACACCGUCGCUGAAACCUUCCUGGUGAAGUAAAUGUACAAUAUUGUAAAGAACUUAUUUUCUAUGCAGGUACCAGCGUGACCAACUGGUGGGAUAAUGGCAACCAACAGAUUGCUUUCGGCCGUGGUAAUGCUGGCUUCAUUGCCUUCAACGACCAAUACAACACCGACCUCAAGCAGACCCUUCAGACCGGACUCUCCCAGGGCACCUAUUGUGACGUAAUCUCUGGCUCGAAGAGCAACGGCGCCUGCAGCGGCAAGUCUGUCACGGUGAACGGCGACGGCACCGCCUACAUCGAGAUCCUGUCCUCCGAGGACGAUGGAGUGCUCGCCAUUCACUCGGGCUCCAAGUUGUAG